AUGGACCCAAAUGGACUAGACACUUUAUCACCAAAAAAUAUAAACAGAGAUGCUGGGAGUUUCCUUGACCUUAUUCGACUGUCGAACAUGAGAAAGAAAUCUUUGAAUCUCUUCUACAACUGGUUUACUAUCAGCUUAGUGUACUAUGGGCUUUCACUUAAUACAUCCAACUAUGGAGGCAAUGACUACUUGAAUGCUUUCUUGUCGGGAGCAGUGGAAAUACCAGCUUAUACACUAGCAAUCUUUCUUCCUGAAACCCGCUUUGGACGUCGAUGGUCUCAGUCAUCAACAUUGAUAUUAGCGGGAGUCGCAUGUAUACUUACGUUAUUCGCACCAGUUUGUGAAAUGCAAUGGAUUGGUAUCACAUUGGCGAUGAUUGGUAAAUUUUCUGUUUCUGCCGCAUUUGCCAUUGUCUAUAUAUUCUCUGCUGAAAUCUACCCAACUCCUGUAAGAGCACAGUACAAACCAUCUAAAAUUAUUAAAAAUAAUUCACUAGUCUGGGUUCAAUAUGGAGUGUUUGCUGUAAAACCUGGUGACUCUAAUAAUCGUAGCUGUGCGGGCACUCUAUAUGAUGCAUCACUGUCACUAGAUGCAUAG
Saccoglossus kowalevskii is the source of this 597-nucleotide messenger RNA. Its product is annotated as organic cation transporter protein-like. Lineage: Eukaryota; Metazoa; Hemichordata; Enteropneusta; Harrimaniidae. The record is from RefSeq and is a predicted model, not a curated record.